This is a messenger RNA of Neoarius graeffei (lesser salmon catfish), 4934 nucleotides long. Its product is annotated as NACHT, LRR and PYD domains-containing protein 12-like. The transcript is spliced from 11 exons. The record is from RefSeq and is a predicted model, not a curated record. The coding region runs from base 40 to 3123 and encodes 1027 amino acids. NCBI's taxonomy places the organism in Eukaryota, Metazoa, Chordata, Actinopteri, Siluriformes, Ariidae. Gene Ontology annotation, molecular function: protein binding.
CAGAGAAAGAGAUCAGACUCAGAACCCAGCUGUGUUUCCAUGAAGAGUGAUUGGUCUAUGGGUCAUCCUUUUCACUUUAAAACUGGAAACCCCUCACCUGUACACAGUGAACUGCAGAGAAAGAGAUCAGACUCACCAGAACCCAGCUGGGUCUCCAUGAAGAGUGAUUGGUCUCUGGGUCAUCCUUUUAAUUUUAAAAAUGGAAACCCCUCACCUGUACACAGUGAUUUACAGAAGGCAGGAGACAGAAGAGAAAAGAUCAUCACAGAUACAGGACAUGCCCCAGAAUCUCCUGCUGUAAAUGAAUUCCAGAAAAAGUUCAGAUUAAAUCUGAUGAAGAAGUUUCAGUGUUUAAAUGGAGUGAUAAUAAAGCAGGAAAACCGAGUGCUCCUGAAUGAAAUCUACACAGAGCUCUACAUCACAGAGGGAGACAGUGGAGACGUCAAUAAAGAACAUGAGGUGAGACGGAUCGAGGCAGCGUCCAGGAGAAAAACAACAGAGGAAACACCAAUCAAAUGUAACGACAUCUUUAAGCCCUUAUCUGAAGAAGAUGAACCCAUCAGAACUGUAGUGACAAAGGGUGUGGCUGGUAUCGGAAAAACAGUCUCUGUGCAGAAGUUCAUUAUGGACUGGGCUGAAGGGAAAGCAAAUCAGGACGUCCCCCUCAUAUUUCCACUUCCUUUCAGAGAGCUGAAUCUGAUGAAGGACCAAAAACUGAGUCUGAUGGAGCUCCUUCAUGUCUGUAUUAAGGAAACAAAAGAAACAGAAAUGUCCAGGUUGGAAAAGGUUCUGUUCAUUUUUGAUGGAUUGGACGAGUGUCGUUUCCCUCUGGAUUUCCGGAACACAGUGAGUGUGUGUGAUGUAACUGAAUCAGCAUCAGUGCACAUGCUGUUGAUAAACCUGAUCAAAGGGAAUCUGCUUCCCUCUGCUCUCAUCUGGAUCACCUCCCGACCAGCAGCAGCUGAUCAAAUCCCCUCUGAGUACGUCCAUCGAGUCACAGAGGUACGAGGGUUCAAUGACCCACAGAAGGAGGAGUACUUCAGGAAGAGGGUCUGUGAUCAGAGCCUGGCCAAGAACAUCAUCACACACCUGAAGUCAUUAAGAAGCCUCUACAUCAUGUGUCACAUCCCAGUCUUCUGCUGGAUUUCAGCCGCUGUUCUAGAGAGAAUGUUGGGUGAAGCAGAGAGUGGAGAGAUCCCCAAGACUCUGACUCAAAUGUACACACACUUCCUCAUCAUUCAGACAAACAUCAUCAGAGGAAAGUACUCAAAGAAGCAGGAGAGUGAUGAAGAAAUGCUUCUCAAACUCGGAAAACUGGCUUUUCAGCAGCUGGAGAAAGGCAACCUGAUCUUCUAUGAGGAAGACCUGAGAGAGUGUGGCAUUGAUGUGACAGAAGCAGCAGUGUACUCAGGUGUGUGUACGCAGAUCUUCAGAGAGGAGGUUGGGCUUCACCAGAGUAAAGUGUACUGCUUUAUUCAUCUGAGCGUUCAGGAACAUCUCACAGCUCUGUAUGUGCAUCUGACCUUCAUGAAGGAAAAGAGAAAUGUUCUUGAUCAGAGUCGGCCCUUUAAGACGAUUUCAGAUGUACACAGGAGUGCUGUAGAUCAGACCUUAUCCAGUCAGACUGGACAUCUGGAUCUGUUCCUCCGCUUUCUUCUGGGUCUCUCACUGAAGUCCAAUCAGAAACUCUUACAUGCCUUAGUAACACAGACAGGAAGUAACUCCCAGAGCAAAAAGGAAACAGUUCGGUACAUUAAGGAGAAGAUCAGUGAAGAUCUUCCUGCAGAAAAAUCCAUCAAUCUGUUCCACUGUCUGAAUGAAUUGGGUGACGAUUAUCUCGUGGAGGAAAUCCAACGCUACCUGAAAUCUGGAAAACGAAGGAAACUGUCUCCUUCACAGUGGUCUGCUCUGGUGUUUGUGUUACUGACUUCAGCACAGGAGCUGGAGGAGUUUGACCUGAGUAAAUAUAUCAGUACAGAGAAGAUAACAGAUAAGGUUCUUGUGAAGGUGAUGCCUGUGAUUGCAGCAUCCAGAAAAGCAGUAAUCAGUUGUGAUAGAAUUAAAUGGAGAAGCGCUGAAGCUCUGGUCUCAGUGCUCAAGUCAGAAACCUCCAGUCUGAGAGAACUGCAUCUGACUGUGAAGACACUGGAUCUGUCUCGGAAUAAACUAGAAGACUCAGGAGUGAAGCGUCUCUGUGCUCUACUGGAGAAUCCUCACUGUAAAGUGGAGACACUGGGGUUGUGGGGUUGUGGUGUCGCAGAUGAAGGCUGUGCUGCUCUGAGUUCAGCUCUGAGAUCAAACCCCUCACACCUGAGAGAACUGGAUCUGUCCUAUAAUAAACUGGGAGACUCAGGAGUGAAGCGUCUCUGUGCUGGACUGGAGAAUCCUCACUGUAAACUGGAGACACUGGAGUUGUAUGAUUCUGGUGUCUCAGAUGAAGGCUGUGCUGCUCUGAGUUCAGCUCUGAGCUCAAACCCCUCACACCUGAGAGAACUGAAUCUGUCUAAUAAUAAUCUGGGAGACUCAGGAGUGAAGCGUCUCUGUGCUGGACUGGAGAAUCCUCACUGUAAACUGGAGACACUGAGGUUGUGGGGUUGUGGUGUCUCAGAUGAAGGCUGUGCUGCUCUGAGUUCAGCUCUGAGAUCAAACCCCUCACACCUGAGAGAACUGGAUCUGACUGGGAAUAAACUGGGAGACUCAGGAGUGAAGCGUCUCUGUGCUGUACUGGAGAAUCCUCACUGUAAACUGGAGAGACUGUGGUUGUGGCAUUGUGGUGUCUCAGAUGAAGGCUGUGCUGCUCUGAGUUCAGCUCUGAGAUCAAACCCCUCACACCUGAGAGAACUGGAUCUGUCCUAUAAUUAUAAUCUUGGAGACUCAGGAGUGAAGCGUCUCUGUGCUGUACUGGAGAAUCCUCACUGUCAACUGGAGAGACUGUGGUUGCGUGAGUGUGGUGUCUCAGAUGAAGGCUGUGCUGCUCUGAGUUCAGCUCUGAGAUCAAACCCCUCACACCUGAGAGAACUGAAUCUGACUGGGAAUAAAAUAGGAGACUCAGGAAAGAAGCUGCUCUCUGCUCUUACGGAUGAUAAACAUUACAAACUACAGAGACUCCUUUUCAGGUGUUGAUGAACAUCUCUGUGUGUGAUGAAGACUCUGGUGUUCCUGCAUUUCCAUGUUGAGGAACAGACAACACAUUCAUAAACACAUCAGUCAUUUAGUUCUAACAAAUGAAAGAGACUCGGAGACGUGGUCAGUGUGUGUUCAUGGUGCACAGUGAAUCAGACUGCACACAAUUCUACACUGAAUGUGGAACAACUUGUGAGCUGCAUGAAACUGCCUGGACCUCAGUCCCUUAAAAACCCUGAAAGAGCAGGUGAAAAAGCACAGGGACUCGGACUGAACCCAGUCAGUGGAAGAGGGAGCUGAAAUGGACAGAAACAGUUUCAGGACAUUGGUGGGAUUUUCACCUGACAGGAUUGGCAUUUGAGGAGUUAAUCUGAGGCCCCGAGGAGACUCACCACAAGGCACAUUUAUCACUUUGUCCUUUGGUUGGUGUUUAAUGUAGUUUAGAUCUUUUUGUUACAGGAUCAGACAGAAUCUGUUCAUAAUUUUCUCUGAUAGAUCAGUGCCCUCUCUUAAUUUAGUAUACACUACUUAGGCCACACCAAUUUAAUUAGUUGGUUCUCGGAUUUUUUCAGGAAAAAUAUGAAGCGAGCGAGCGAAAUAAAAAUAAAAUUAAAAAAAUGCUCUGAUGGUAAAAUUAGCAGUGGAAAUACAGGGCUUUCAUAAUCGAGAAACAAAACAAAGACAAUACAUUAUUGUUACACAUUUCAUAUGGCUCUUUUAAUAGCUUAUCUUAUUUGUCAUUUAAGAAUUGGUGAACCUAGGCACCAAGAAAACUGGCUGUAGGAUUGAGGCAGAAUUGCAAAAUGCAUGAAAUAUAAUGUAGAUUCUGUAGGCCUACAUUCAAACUCAUUUUUCUGUCACAAAAACAGUUUAUCACAGCAACGGGUGACUAAUAGCAUUAGAACGACAAGAUCACGCUGUUUUACCAGAUAUGCGGAUGGUAGCCUGUGUGACUAAAACUCCGCAAUCAAUUUAACUGAGAUGAAUAUUCAUCAACGUGCAGUUAGGUGAAUCGGGCUAGAGUAAGAGCAGAUUUUUUUGCAUGAGAAACAGGAGGUGUGUUGCGUGAGGGCAUGAAAGGGCAGUCAUACGCAUGUGUCUCACGCUCACUACAUAACAGUCGGCAGUCCUGCUCAAGAGGGAUGCUACCCAGAAAAAAUGAACAAGGGAAUAAACCCAGUAGGCCUACAGUAAAUUUGUGUCAUUUAUUGUCCUUGUCAGCAGGGCUAGCUCUGGUUGCACGUCUUUUAUCAGGCAAACCAGUAAACAGAUAGGCUAAAUAAACGAUUGAAUUACAGUCAAUUGAACAUCUGCAAUGCACAGAAAAAAAGAUUUGACCAGGAGUAGGCUACUUCUGAUGGCUAAAUACUUCGAAUAAGUUUUUGUUUGCCCCUCACAUCAAACAAUGAAAUACAUAAAUCAAACCCACCUCCACAGAGUUGUUGUCCAAGUUGGCACAUCGCAGGGUAACAAGCUCACGACAUCUUGAGUACAACUGUGCAAAGUUUUCCCCCUCUUGAAUUUCGACACACCUGUCAAAGAUUUUACGCUUCUGUUCGCUGAAUAUCCUAACAAUCACAAACACAGGCUUUGCAGGAUUCCCCUCCACAGGCAUGUUUCUUCCACAAGUCUUUAUCUAAAGUGAAAGGGGCGAUUUGACUGGUUUUCGACGUCACGUGACCUCAACCUGCAGUUUUUCUGUUGGUGGUAGUUUGAUUUCGAUUUUUUUUUUCAUUUCGCAUUUUCUUCAAGCGGCGAUUCCGAGAACCAACUAAUCGAAUUGGUGUGGCCUUACAGUAUUUUUACAAAUU